Molecule: messenger RNA, 1300 nt
Organism: Drosophila eugracilis
Lineage: Eukaryota; Metazoa; Arthropoda; Insecta; Diptera; Drosophilidae
Exons: 1
Coding region: 93-866 (257 amino acids)
Source: RefSeq, a predicted model, not a curated record
UCUAAAAGCCAUAACUCAAUAGCCAACGGUCGGAUUCGGGCUGCCAAAAUUCAACCAGUAAAUAUAACUUCUAAAUUAUCCAUCCAUCAACAAUGCCGUUCCACGACAGGGCCAAAGCCCGGUUGGAACACGAGGUGGUCCUCCUUCGAAAUGAAGUGGCUUCGCUCCGCUCUAAGCUAAUCCAACGCCGCAAGGUUCGCGAGGAACAGGCAGUGCACCAGGCGCGUCUGGAGCAAGAAAUCAAUGUGCUGCAGUUAGAACUAGCUGCCUCCAGGUGCGCUCGCAAAGAGCGGGAACGAGGUGGCGCCGAAGAGUGCUCUUUGCUGAACAAUCAGCUGGAGAAACUGGACGAGCACGUGGUGAAGCAGGAGAAGUAUAUAGCCUUUUUGGAGGAGCAAAUCAACCAAGUACGUAAUAAGUACCAUGAGCGGAUGAUCGAUGUCCGGAAGAAUGCCGAACUGGUAGAAAAGGAACUGAAGAGAGUGCGCUGUGAAAUGAAGACCAUUGCUGAGCAAGCCGGCGAGAUGGAUCACGUACAGCAGCAGGUCGGCUUCCUCAGCGCCAAGCUCGAACGCCGGAACUCUAUAAUCGCCAAGUACGAAAGCCAGCAAGAGGAAAUGAUGGCCGUCAUGGCACGUCUUCAGAAGCAUUAUGAUAAAACGAAGGGUAGAAGAGCAGAUACGGGCCAUCAUCGAAAGAGAACAUCCUCCAAAAAGGAUAAGGCUGAAUUGAUCGCUCCUGAUGAACCACCCGUUCAUAAGGAGAAAUACAAGUCUUCCAAAAGUAAACAGCUGAACUUUGUCUGUCUAUCCUCAGCUCUGAAAAAUAAACUAAAUACUCAGAAGGACGUAACUGCCGAUCAUUGAAUGGCACCAAGGAUCUCAUGACCAGAUUUAUUUAAUUUUAAAAGUUCAUUGGUUAGCAAAUCCAAUAAUCCGUUAAAAAAAUUCGUAUGUAAUUUUUAAUGCUUUCCAACAACAAAGAUAUAUAUAUAUAGUUAUUAUAUAAACUGACGAUGGGUAUAUGAACUAAACGGAACUUAGGUCAGCAAUUCGAUGUCGGUGGGCGUCGGUGUUCCAGGAACUCCCAGGUUUACAAGUUCAUUGACAAGCUUUUGGAUUAUCCAUUCAGCAAAAUAGAACAAUCGGGUUAAUGAUCUGGUUUAAUGGGCGGGUUUAUUUUGAUAUAUUUUGUGUAUUAAGCAUUUGCUUUAACAAUGUGAAGGAAGAUUAAAAGAAGUAAUGACGUUAUAAGUCAUCAAUCAGACUAACCAAAUAUAAUAAAAAACAAAAUUAAUUAA